AUCGUCGUAGAUGUAAUGAAUAAUAAAACUAUAAUGGAAUCGAUACGGAGAUGACCAUAAUUAUACUCAUUUCUCUGUGGUUUGAAGUUUUUAUAUUUUUAUGCGUUGCAACAUUUACUCGAGCCAAAAGUGACAUUUAUUUAUUUUUUUAGUCUAUGCCUUUCAUCAAAAAGCUCGGACGUUUGUUGUGUGAUUUUAUUUCCUAUUAUUUCGCCUUCCAUCGUUUAUUAUGUAUAAUGUUAAUAUUUAGAUAGUAAAUAAAUCUAUCUUACUUUAAAUUAGAUAGUGAUUAAAAUAAUAUAUUUUUUAUGUGUCUAAAUGCAGCAAAAGUAUAAUGUUUUUCGAGCGUAUAAUAAUCUCUGUAUUCUGCCUUGGAAUCAAAGCUUUACCAUGGGUCUUGGCCGAGGAAGUGGAGACCAGGGAAGUAGCAACAGACAAAGGCACUAAUGUUACAAUACCUUGUCAUGGGUUGGUAGUUUUAUCUGCUUCCAAUGUGCAGUGGGUUCAUAGAGGAAAUCAUACACAUCAUGAAAUUUUGGUAAGUUAUGUAACUUUUUAUGUUAUAACUUUUAUAGAAAAUCUUAUAGGACUCUUAUUGGGCAUUUUAUGUGUGAUUUUUAAAUUAAUUUAUAUUUAAGCAAUAAUAAACCUUAAGCAAUUUGAUUUAUUAAUUUUAAUUUUAAAAAUUCUAGCUUAUCAAAUUUUAAUUCUAUAUAGGUACUUAAUUACCCAUCAUAUAUUACAAUAGGAUAUGAUCUACAAAAGAGGAGAGCCUCUUAAACUAUUACAUAUAACUGCUUCAUGAACAUUGAUAUUUCUAAUCUAUCUAUUAAAAAUAAAUAAUCUAUUAAAAAUCUAAUAAAAUAAUCUAUUAAAAACUGUUUACUUUCAUUAUUACUGUGAACACACUACAUCAUAAUUUAAUCAAAUUUUUAUCUCGGUGAUGAAAAUCAUUAAUAAAAUUUGUGUGUUCAAAAACUACAAGAAAAGUUCAACUGAAUGAAAUUUGAAAUUUGAAUUUAUGAAAUUUUGAUAACCACAAUAAUAUAUCUAAAAAAUAUAUGAACUAUGAAAUAUUACUACUUAUUAUGCACUUAUUAUAAUAAACAAGUUUUCAAGUGAUUGGGCUUAGCAGAGACUUAUUUCUACAAUGUAGCUAUUAGACAACAUCCCAUACAUUGCUCAGAUUUUAAGAUGGGUAGCCCUAGCAUUUGGAGUAUUUGAGACAACAAAGGUACCAAUACACCCAGAACGGUAUAAAAAAAGUCCAUUUUAUACAUUGACUCAACCGGGAAUCAAACCUGGGACCUCAGAUAUGGCGACACCUGAAAUCGGCGUGCGAAUCACUCGGCUACUGACGUCGUAGUCGUAGGAGUAAUAUAGGAAAAACUGGUUAAUAUUUUCAAUUCAAACAUGACUAAACUACAAAAUUGUGAUUCUUCAAUAGAUUAAAGCAGCCUAGCACUAUAUUGACAGUUCAUUAUUAAUUUAACUUUAGACCGUCUGAGUGCGUCC
Messenger RNA from Diatraea saccharalis (sugarcane borer), 1515 nucleotides. NCBI's taxonomy places the organism in Eukaryota, Metazoa, Arthropoda, Insecta, Lepidoptera, Crambidae. The record is from the annotation of a GenBank genome assembly.